Molecule: messenger RNA, 321 nt
Organism: Penicillium waksmanii
Lineage: Eukaryota; Fungi; Ascomycota; Eurotiomycetes; Eurotiales; Aspergillaceae
Exons: 3
Coding region: 1-321 (106 amino acids)
Biological process (GO): mitochondrial respiratory chain complex I assembly
Source: RefSeq, a predicted model, not a curated record
AUGGCUUCCGGCUUCGGUAACAACCUCGGUCCUAACCGAUGCUUCCCCUUCUGGCAAGAUCUCCUCGGUUGCUACGUCGUCAACUCUAGCGAAGGUAUCGAGGGCAAGAAGAAGUGCGUUCCGGCUCUGGAGGAUUACCACGAAUGUCUUCACCACACCAAGGAGGUUUACCGUGCCUUGAGAAUUGCCAACGCUGUCCGCAAGACCGAGGCCGCAUCCGCGCGUGAGAAUGGCCCCAAGGCCGAGGAGAUCCGGAGCCUGGGAUUACUGGGCAAGGAUAAGGAGACUGCCGCUACAUUGGAAAAGAUCCGGCAACAAUAG